Cydia splendana is the source of this 485-nucleotide messenger RNA. RefSeq lists its product as uncharacterized. Bases 177 to 485 code for a protein of 102 amino acids. Lineage: Eukaryota; Metazoa; Arthropoda; Insecta; Lepidoptera; Tortricidae. The transcript is spliced from 3 exons. The record is from RefSeq and is a predicted model, not a curated record. Gene Ontology annotation, molecular function: oxidoreductase activity, acting on a sulfur group of donors, disulfide as acceptor.
UUUACCCGUUAACUUUAAAUUAGUUCUCAUCUCAUUAAACCUUAUCAGGGUUAUUAUAAAUACUGCACUCAUUGUAGAUUUUGGUCAUUUGAUAAGACGUUGUCGAGAAGACAGCGUUUGUAAUUAAAACAGUAUUAAUAUAUAUUAAUAGUUUGAUAUUUCUAGGUUUAGUGAAAAUGUGUGUAAAAUUAAGUGCUGUACUGUUCCAGACGGUGUUAUUGUUAAUUAUAAAUUUAAGCAACAUUUCAGAAGCUCAACAUCAUCGAUAUGCCAGAUAUUUUGCACAAAGGAACCACCGUGCUCUGCAGGUUCCGUCCCACUUCAAGGACACAGUGUCCCUGAAAGUGUACUACGAGAGCCAUUGCCCCGGCAGCGUGAAGUUCUUCAAGGAGCAACUGGCUCCGUCGCUGGAGCGACUGGGGCGGCAUCUGGACGUCCAUAUGAUACCGUAUGGACAUGCAAAGGUAUGUGGGUGGUAUAUUUGA